This is a messenger RNA of Gastrolobium bilobum, 1393 nucleotides long. Its product is annotated as putative FBD-associated F-box protein At3g50710. The transcript has 3 exons. Bases 81 to 1361 code for a protein of 426 amino acids. Lineage: Eukaryota; Viridiplantae; Streptophyta; Magnoliopsida; Fabales; Fabaceae. Gene Ontology annotation, molecular function: protein binding. The record is from RefSeq and is a predicted model, not a curated record.
UAUUUACACCCUGGUGGUGACACUCUUUGUCUCAUUUAUAUUCUCUUCGCUCUUACACUUAAACCAUUUCUCGCAAAUCAAUGGCCGAAACCUCCGAACCACCGUGGCAACGCCAGAGGCUAGAGCCACCCACCGCCACCGCCGACGACAGAAUCAGCCACCUCCCGGACGUCCUGCUCACCCAAAUCCUCUCCCUUCUGCCAACCAAACAAUCCGUCAACACCGGCAUUCUGUCUAAGAGGUGGCGCAAUCUCUGGGCCACCGUCGAAGUCCUCGACUUCGACGACGAGACACCAUUGGACCGGCGCGAAUCGUGGACCGGUUCAAGCCGUAGGUACGAGUCCAGAGCCCAUAACAAGACCGGGUUCGCUGAAUUCGUUUACUCCGUAUUACUUCUCCACGAUGCCGGGAAGAUUAAGCGGUUCCGCCUCCGUUGUGGGGCCCAACCUAACUGCUCGGAGCUCGACAUCGCCACGUGGGUUACCCACGUGAUUCGGCGGGGCGUGGAGGACUUGGAGCUCAGUAUCUCGCUUACGCGUUACGUGACUUUGCCGCGGCGGCUCUUCAAUUGCGACACCGUUUCGGUGUUGAAGCUCAAUGGGGUGUUCCUCAACGCGCUCGCAACGUUCUCGGUGAGUCUUCCUGUGGUUAGGGUUUUGCAUGUUGGGGAUAGGGUUGUGUUUGGGUCCCACGAUUAUGUCUUCAAGCUUCUCGCUGGGUGCCCUGUUCUUGAGGACUUGGUGCUCGAAUCGACCUUCAAUGAUAUCUGUGGUGGACGCGUUUGCUUCAAAGGGAAAUUCGAGCUGAAUUUGAAACGCUUGUUUCGUGCAAAAAUUGGGUUUUCUUGGAGGGAUUCAUGCCAGAGGUCGAUGCUCAAGGUUUUCCAAGAACUUUCUAAUGUUCGGUGUCUUUCACUUUCGUCCUCCACCGUUGAGUGUCUGCAGUAUGCUACUUCCAGUGAAAUUCCGGUGUUAGACAAUUUAGUACAAUUGGAAAUUUCAUUUGGGAACUAUGCUUGGGAUUUGUUAUCAAACUUGCUUCAACGUUCCCACAAGCUUGAAGUUCUUGUCAUUUAUAAGGAAUCACGAGUAUAUGAACAGGAACAAGAGCCGAAAUGGAUCCUUCCACUGAUUGUUCCUGAAUGCCUUUUGUUGCAUCUCAAAACAUUCUGCUUUAAAGAGUAUCGAGGAUUGAAAACUGAGAUGGAUUUUGUGCGCUAUAUUGUGCUAAAUGCAAGAGUGUUGGAGACAAUGACAAUCUAUAUUGCAAGUUCCUUAGGUUUAGAGGAAAAGCUCCAAAUUCGCAGACAAUUAUCUGUACUUCGAAUGAACUUUGAAACCUGUCAAAUUGUAAUUCAUUGAACCUUAUGUCUUAAAAGGUAUGUUUUUUCGUA